This is a messenger RNA of Bemisia tabaci, 779 nucleotides long. Lineage: Eukaryota; Metazoa; Arthropoda; Insecta; Hemiptera; Aleyrodidae. The record is from RefSeq and is a predicted model, not a curated record.
GGAGAGGACUUCUUUUUGUCGGAAGAUGCUUGCAAGUAGUUCUUCGUCACGAUGGAUAUCGUUUGGCUUUCAUCAAAGUUGGAGGGCCUUCAACAUUGUUGAAAAUCCUUGCCUCCAGACAAGUAAAUUUCCAAAUUCAGUACCAACUUAUGUUCUGUCUUCGGUUACUGCCUUUCAACCCUAAAUUUGCUCAAAAAAUGAACAAAUUAGGCGUCAUUCCAAUCCUAGCAGAUAUUCUCAGUGACUCUGUGAAAGAAAAAGUUACCCGCAUCAUCUUGGCUGUAUUCAGGAACUUAAUCGAAAAACCAGAAGAGCCGAACAUUGCAAAGGAACAUUGUAUUUCAAUAGUACAGAGUAAAGUAUUAAAGCAGCUGAGUAUUUUGGAGCAACACAAACUCGAUGAUGAAGACAUUGUAGAAGAUGUUCAGUUUCUCAACGAAAAAUUGCAGGCAUCCGUUCAAGAUUUAAGUUCUUUUGAUGAAUAUGCCACUGAAGUAAAAUGUGGGUGACUAGAGAGGCCUCUAGUCCACUGGUCUGCUCAGUUCUGGAGAGAAAAUGCAGCACGUUUGAAUGAGCGCAACUAUGAGUUCUUUGCUGUCUGGUCUCUUUACUUGAUACUUCCAAGGAUGCUUUGGUGUUCAGCGUUGCAUCCUUUGAUGUUGGUGAAUACGUCCGUCACUAUUCGCGAGGCAAACAGGAGUAUCUAGGACGCCAGCUGGAAAAAGAGCAAGGAUCAACAACUACUACAGCAAAAUCUGCAGCUGCAUUACUCGCUGGUA